AUGCCUUUGGCUACAGAUUUACUACAUCUCUCCUUGGAAGAGGAAAAGAAAAAACCUAAAAAGAAACGGCUAGUUCAAAGUCCAAACUCUUAUUUUAUGGAUGUAAAACGUCCAGGUUGCUACAAGAUUACCACUGUUUUCAGCCAUGCUCAGACAGUAGUUCUUUGUGUAGGUUGUUCAACCGUGUUGUGCCAGCCUGCAGGAGGAAAGCCCAGACCCACAGAAGGGUGUUCAUUUAGAAGAAAGCAACACUAAUGAUCUACACAACUUUCUGAAUUUGUGUUAUCUCACAG
Molecule: messenger RNA, 293 nt
Organism: Propithecus coquereli (Coquerel's sifaka)
Lineage: Eukaryota; Metazoa; Chordata; Mammalia; Primates; Indriidae
Product: 40S ribosomal protein S27-like
Exons: 1
Coding region: 1-255 (84 amino acids)
Biological process (GO): ribosomal small subunit assembly; translation
Cellular component (GO): cytosolic small ribosomal subunit; ribosome
Molecular function (GO): structural constituent of ribosome; RNA binding
Source: RefSeq, a predicted model, not a curated record